AUGGGACGGACAAUGAUCGAAUUUUGGCCGGAAUUUGAAGGCGCUGCGUGUUAUGCGGCGCACAAGUACUUCGGAGACAAUAACAGACGCAGUUCUCGAAAAAAAGAGUACGAAACUUAUCAGUCAACGUUUUUAAGUGAGAUAUCGCAACUAGAAGUAGUUUUUGUUGAAAAAAAAACUGUAUUUUUGGAAGUUUUGUUUCCAGGAAUCAAAGAAAUAACUGGAUGCAAGAAAAUACGGAGAAAGGCAAGAAAGUUAAUCAGGCAGAGCCUCUUCUCCCGUAUUCGUCACGAUUCACAGCGACAUCUUCAAAAUUUAAAAAUCUAA
Caenorhabditis briggsae is the source of this 327-nucleotide messenger RNA. Lineage: Eukaryota; Metazoa; Nematoda; Chromadorea; Rhabditida; Rhabditidae. Bases 1 to 327 code for a protein of 108 amino acids. The transcript is spliced from 4 exons. The record is from RefSeq and is a predicted model, not a curated record.